This is a messenger RNA of Scedosporium apiospermum, 1374 nucleotides long. RefSeq lists its product as uncharacterized. The transcript has 6 exons. Gene Ontology annotation, biological process: poly(A)+ mRNA export from nucleus; post-transcriptional tethering of RNA polymerase II gene DNA at nuclear periphery; transcription elongation by RNA polymerase II. Lineage: Eukaryota; Fungi; Ascomycota; Sordariomycetes; Microascales; Microascaceae. The record is from RefSeq and is a predicted model, not a curated record. The coding region runs from base 1 to 1374 and encodes 457 amino acids. Gene Ontology annotation, molecular function: double-stranded DNA binding; RNA binding. Gene Ontology annotation, cellular component: transcription export complex 2.
AUGGACAAGCUCGUCAAGGAGCUUGCUGACGCUCACGCAUCAGGCAAUGGCUAUGUAGUUGCGCAGCUCCUUCUACCCUUGUCUCCGCCCGACCAGCCUGAUCGGCUCCGGUCUAUAGCUCGGAGCACAAAUGCAGCAUCAGUGAAGAAGGAUGUCACUCGGGCAAUGAGGAGGUCUUCCUACAUCAGCAACUUAACGAAUGAAGAGUUUACUGGAUGGGUAGACAUUCUUGCCGCGUACUGGAAGGCAGUGUCCGCAAUUGUACCAUUGGCUGAGCAUAUCAAUGAUAAUGACAAGGCUGCUUCGUGGACAAGAGUGUACGAGACCUGGAAAGAGCUUACGUCGACUGUCAUCAGGGGUUAUUCGAAUUAUGGUUUCGAGGCUUGGACAAUCCCGUGUCUAUAUGUCAUGGGAAAGCAUCUGAGGCUGUAUGCCAUGAAGUCGGACCAAGAGAGGUCCAACAACCCCGCUGCAGAUAGAGGCCCAUCUUAUGCGGAUGAUUUUGACCCUGAAACGGAAAGGAACGGGCAACUACGCGAUUGUGAGCAGGUACUAAAGCGCAUAUUUACGCUCUGCCUGAGUGAUAGGGCACCGGUCGAGACCUCGAGAAAAUGGGGCAUCUACUUCAUUAUCAAUCUUCUGUUCAAGACUUAUUUCAAGCUCAACUCGGCGAGUUUAUCUAGGAAUAUCCUAAAGGCACUUACUGCGUACAAGGGAGACAUGCCGCCUCUGUCUGCCUUCCCAAAGUCACAGAGGGUAACGUUCAAGUACUACACUGGCGUCCUCGCCUUCUUGGAGGAAAAUUACAGGGAGGCUGAGGAUCAUUUGAUGGAAGCGUGGCAACUCUGCCACAAGAAUUCUAUCCGGAAUAAGGAGCGAAUUCUAACAUACCUCAUUCCUUGCCGUCUCCUGACCACUCAUACACUUCCGAGCAAAGCACUUCUCGAGCCUUACCCCACCCUCCAGAACCUAUUCCUCCCCAUCGCUCAAUGCAUAAGAAGUGGUGAUCUUCACGCGUUCGACGUCGCGCUCCAGGAGCACGAAGAGGCGUUUGUCAAGCUGAAGAUUUAUCUCGCGCUUGAGCGCGGACGCGACAUUGCCAUGAGGAAUUUAUUCCGGAAGGUGUUCAUUGCUGGAGGAUUCGACGAAUCGAAGGAACCAGACGCUGCCCCGAUCAGGCGCACUCGCAUACCCGUAGCCGAGUUCCAGGCUGCAAUCAACCUCAAGUCCGAGGGAGAUAGGAUUGAUACCGAUGAGGUGGAAUGUUUCUUGGCAAAUAUGAUUUACAAGAACCUCAUGAAAGGCUACAUCGCGAGGGAGCGAGGCAUGGUGGUGUUGUCAAAAAACGGUGCUUUUCCCGGCACAGGGGUAUGA